Kuraishia capsulata CBS 1993 is the source of this 1899-nucleotide messenger RNA. RefSeq lists its product as uncharacterized. The coding region runs from base 1 to 1899 and encodes 632 amino acids. The transcript has a single exon. Gene Ontology annotation, cellular component: TORC2 complex. The record is from RefSeq and is a predicted model, not a curated record. Gene Ontology annotation, biological process: TORC2 signaling. NCBI's taxonomy places the organism in Eukaryota, Fungi, Ascomycota, Pichiomycetes, Pichiales, Pichiaceae.
AUGGAAAAUCGCAGGCGGCGUAGCUCAUCUACGCGAGCCAAUGAGGUUCACUUCACACAUACACGACAGGGAAGCAAUGCCUCGGCUUCGUCAGUUUUCGAGGAAGAUGAUAGCCACAACACCACUUCGGAAACAUAUGAUGCCAGUACCGAUGACGACGUCCAGAGCGUGAGUACGCAGACGAAAGAGCAUUCCAGUAACCUGGGAAGGCUUUUGGAUAAUCAUAGCCGGACAAGCUUGUUAUUAUACAAAAACAAGAACAAUUCGAGCAGUACUUUACAGCCUUUAACGAACACUCUUUCCAAUGUGGAGUUCAACAACAUUCGUUCAAGUAUGGAUAAUGGCGAGCGCGAAAGGGCGAGAUCUCCCACUCUUUCGUCACCGGCAACUGCGUUUUCACGGUUAGGAAGAGACAACGCUUUGGCCCGGCUUUUGACGAAUCAGGGUAAGGGGAAGACCAAAAAGCGCACCAGUAUCGACGAUUUGAAGGAGAGAACCAGCUUCGACAACGCGCGUGAUGCCAUCAUCAAGUCCUCUGAGUCGAUUUCUGCGAAGCUGAAGAAGCCUGUUGGGAAGGAUUUGAUGAUCAGUUCGAGCGGUAGAUUAACGGAGGCCAAGUCACCGCUUGCCAGGACAUCUAAGGAGGUAGAGAGAAUAGCCAAUAUUGGCCAAGCAGAGCCCCAGAAAACUCAGGGGUUGGGGCUGUCAGCAGGUUCCUCUUUGUCGCUUCCAGGAAAGCAAAAGCAUCACAAAUCUUACCAUAAACUUCUUUCCAGGGCCAAAGGAUCAACAACAAAGUCUUCCUCCAACUCGAACUCGCAGCUUUCGAGCGAUAGUGGUGGAAAGGCACUUUAUUCCUUCCACCCGAACACUAACGGAAUGUCGGUUGGUGAUCUUCAGAAAACAGUAACAGAGCUUGAAAAACAGCAUUUAUCCGAUGAUAGAGAGACGAUUGCCGAUGAUGCGUGGGCACUGUUGUGUUCUAUAGUGACCCCUCUUUUCAAAUGCGAUCAGCUCAAAACCCCGAUAGAGGAGGUGACCAAGCUGGUUUACUUGCAUUUGAGAUUGAGACUCCAAGAGUCAGGGUCGCCGGUUCCUACAGGUUCUCCCUUGGGGACGUUUUCGUCGCCCGUUUCUCAAUUCGGCUCUGCAGACCCGAUAAGUCGGAACGUUCUUGAUGAGUAUGAGGAACUAUUCACCGUUGGGAUGACCACUUACGUGAAUCAGCUGUACAUCGAGGAAUCCACCAACAAUCUACGCUUGAAGCGAUACUACACAGAUUCUCCCAGUGGCCCACGCAGCACGAAAAGAGGUGGUGAGCGCAGCAGACGUGGAAGCUUUUCAGCGUCCACUGGGACUGCCUCAUACAGUUUUGCGAAGAAGGUUGCUGUUUUAUGGGAAUACUUUUUGAAUGACAUCCUGUUUUACCUAGAAGGGAUAUUUCUGCCAUUGCAGCUUGAACUUAACUCACACCCACCUUCUCCGACCUCAAAUUCCGAGGUUGUAGACGAAAGUGAGCUUUCUGUGAGAAACCUUAUUCUCACAGCGUUCCGUGACCAUGUGGUGAUUCCUCUUUACGAGUCUGAAAGAGAACAGGACAAGGAGAGACGAAGGGAAAAAGAUAGCAGCUCUGCGAUGGUGAACACGAGCGCUGCUUCUGGCAUUGUCUUUGGAACGUCUUCUUCGAGUGAGGUAAAUAGGCGACGGGACAAUACCAACGGAUCCAGUCGGACCGGGGCCACAGGGAUUUCAGAUGAUUCUGAGGAGGACUAUUCCCAGGUACUCACUCUUCUUCAAUGUUUCACCAUUCUGGCAAGUGUGCAGACCAACGACACUAAUCAGAAGAUUAUGGAGAAUCUAACCAGGGGUAUCAAGCAGCAGAGUAAGAUGUUCAAUUGA